Messenger RNA from Annulohypoxylon truncatum, 1289 nucleotides. Its product is annotated as MT-A70 family. The transcript has a single exon. Gene Ontology annotation, cellular component: nucleus; RNA N6-methyladenosine methyltransferase complex. Lineage: Eukaryota; Fungi; Ascomycota; Sordariomycetes; Xylariales; Hypoxylaceae. Gene Ontology annotation, molecular function: nucleic acid binding; methyltransferase activity. The coding region runs from base 133 to 1206 and encodes 357 amino acids. The record is from RefSeq and is a predicted model, not a curated record.
UCUGCCUGUUGUAGGUAGAAUAUGUCGCAAAGAUGUAUGUAUGUACAUAUCUUACAAACAUGUGCAACUUCCAACUUAUGAAGGUCUUUCUCACAUUCCACAAAUAGUAAAUAAACAUUAGUUUGGAAAGCCAUGUCUUCGGAAGUAGAUGCGCAGCAUCAAGCUACAUAUUGCGUGCUGUUUGAGAGCCCAGACAAAUCUACCGUUCUAAUAGAUAUUCCUCGCUCUAUCGAAGAAGCGCAGCAAUUACCGGGGGAGUCGAUCAAAAGACAUAUCAUUUCGUCUAAUCCUAUCGAGACGCCAUGGAGUACCCCUGAGCCGAAAAAGAAAGUCUUGGGCCAAUCAGUAUCGCCGUCCGCAGCCAUAGCUGAAUUAAUGAUUCUAGAAAGCGUUAAGGCCGCGACGCAAGAUGUCAAACACAAUUACAGAGGACCGUGGUGUCUACCACGUGUGUUGAGAGAUGCAAGCAAUGCUAGUCACGACGGGUUAAACACCGAAGAGUCGCACAAGAGGAAGCAAGCUUGUGACAGUAAGGAGGCUGACAUGGCCCCGGAGCCAUAUAUUCCUCAUCAGUCAAAUUAUCUUCUUGGGACUAUAGAAUCUCAGCGGGAGACUUUCCUCGCAAACGCUCCCAUGUUCGAUCUUAUAGUUCUCGACCCACCAUGGCCUAGUCGGUCUGUGAAGCGAAAACGGAACAGCUACAAGAUAGCAAAUGAUAUGAGAGAAACCAAAGACCUCUUAACUAAGAUACCAGUUGCAUCACACUUGAAACCUGAUGGACUUGUGGCUAUAUGGGUUACUAACAAGACGGCAGUUUCCGACGUGCUGUUAUCACCCUCGGGAAUAUUCUCGGAAUGGGGUAUAGAAUUUAUCGGUGAAUGGGUCUGGCUGAAGAUCACGAGCUCCGGCAAUCCUGUCGUCGACGUAGAAGCACAAUGGAGGAAACCAUGGGAACGCUUGUUACUCGGUAGAAAGAGAGGUAGCACGUGGCAAGCGCCAAUUCCGACGAAAGUGAUCUUGGGAGUUCCAGAUGUCCACUCCAGAAAGCCAAAUUUAAAACCUCUAUUUCAGAGCAUGAUGCCAGAGAACUAUAGCGGACUUGAAGUAUUCGCAAGGAAUCUCACUGCAGGUUGGUGGAGCUGGGGUGAUGAGGUGCUUUAUUUUCAACAAAGGCACCAUUGGGUAGAGACGAUGACCGAUGAAUAGCGAUACAAAUACACUCAACUCCCUAUUCGGCGUCUCCGCCACACGCGUAUACGCACGUGAAGUCUCCCAUAAUCAUACACCCA